This is a messenger RNA of Bemisia tabaci, 2217 nucleotides long. RefSeq names its product lysophosphatidylcholine acyltransferase (gene LPCAT). Gene Ontology annotation, cellular component: endoplasmic reticulum. The record is from RefSeq and is a predicted model, not a curated record. Lineage: Eukaryota; Metazoa; Arthropoda; Insecta; Hemiptera; Aleyrodidae. Gene Ontology annotation, molecular function: lysophosphatidic acid acyltransferase activity.
AUUUCUAUUUCCGUGACGCGCUCCGUCGACUACAGCGAGCGAUCGGCUGUUCGCUUCUCCGAUCCACGUCCCAGUAGUGUAAACAUGCCGCGAGCCUGUGUCGUGCGCGCCCGUCUCUCGAUCUAGAAAGUCGCUCGCGAAAAUGACGGAUCCGCGAUUUUUAGUUUUCCUUCCGCCCGUCCAAAUACCAGUUUUGUACCUUGUCAAUUCUCGCGGAUGGUCUCAUAAUUCUAGCAGCGCUGUCCACGCUGAUUCGUGCGCAUUCGUCGUGUCUUGAAGUUUUUACCGAGGAGUUACGAGCCGUUUCGAUUCGGGUUGACGAAUUUGGUUUUCGAAAUGAGCGGCAGUCGUAUUGUAACGACGUUCACGUCGACCGACUCGAUCGUCAAGAACGAGGAAACGUCCGACGAGCUGAUCAACCCCUUCGUCCAUCAUCUGGAGUUGACGUCAACUUACGAAAAAGUUAAGACGGGGUUUUUCACUGUGGUGGUCCUUCCCAUAAGGCUUUUCUUCAUUUCUUGUUUAAUGAUUGCUGUCUGGGUACUGGCGUGUAUUGGUCUCUACGGCCUCAGCGAAGAGGAAUUAAGACAGAAGCCGAUCUCGGGCUGGAGAAGUAAACUGAAGUCGGUGGCAAGUUUUGUGAUUCGGCUUUUGUUCUUCGCUUGCGGCUUUCAUUACGUGAAGGUAAAGGGUGCGCAGGCAAAGGCUGAAGAGGCUCCAAUUUUAGCUGUUGCUCCACACUCGUCUUUCUUUGAUGCUCUUCCAGUCAUUAUUCUUGGAUCUCCUAGUGUUGUCGCUAGAGCAGAAAACGGCAACAUGCCCUUCUUUGGCAAAUUAAUAAACUACACACAACCUGUUUAUGUCUGGAGGGAUGAUCCCAAUUCAAGGCAGAAAACCAUCCAAGAAAUUAUCAACAGAGCAAAAUCUGAUCUAGAUUGGCCACAGAUGUUAAUUUUUCCAGAAGGCACAUGCACUAAUCGGUCCUGUCUGAUAACAUUCAAACCUGGAGCUUUCUAUCCUGGAGUUCCAGUUCAGCCAGUCCUUUUACGGUACCCAAACAAACUGGACACUGUAACAUGGACUUGGGAUGGACCUGGAGCGUUGAAGUUGUUGUGGCUUACAUUAACGCAGUCACACAGUAGCUGUGAAAUAGAAUUUCUCCCGGUUUACAAGCCAAGUGAAGCGGAGAAAGCAGAUCCGAAAUUAUAUGCUCACAAUGUUAGACUGCUCAUGGCAAAUGCCCUGGGAGUUCCUACAACUAAUUAUACUUACGAAGACUGUCUCCUAUCUUCUAAGGCCAAAGAAAUGAAUAUUCCAGUCUCAUCAAUCAUCAUUCAAACUCACAAACUGAGAAGUCGUCUUGGGUUAGUGCGGCGGCACACGGAGGAGCGACUUCUUCAGGAAAAUCCCGAUUGGUUGACAUCGCCUGAAGUACAAAAUGUCACGUGUGAUAAAUUUUCUGCACUUUUAAAUGUUCCAGAUUAUGAUGUACACUUGUCACAAUUAUUCAAAUUGUUCCUGCAGGAGACGAAUCCCUCGAAUGUGAUAGAUUUUAGGGAAUAUAUGUUGUGUGUGUGUAUUGCAUCUGAAGCAAAACAAGGCACCAAUCUCAUAAAAUUAGCCUUUAAGCUCUGUGGGAGGACAAUCAAUAGCUCUCAGUUUGUAUGUAUUAUGAAUGUUUUACUGUGUUUAAAGGCUGAUGAAGUAUUGCAACUGUUUGACGACAUCAGUGGAGGUUCACAGUCCACUAUAUCAUAUGGAGAUUUCAAAGGAUUUGUGAAGGACAACCCAGACUUACUUAGCAAAUGUGGAAAUCUUUUAAAUGAUGAUAAUUAUUCUCUGAUCAACAAUAACUUGCAUCAUCUCAAGGAAAAUUGAGUUUGACAAAACCUGUGUUGAUGUGAUUUCAUAAGUUCUCAUCUAGGUAAUUGCUCAUCAUGUACAUAGUCUGAGAAAUAGAAGAACUCUUCAAUCCUAUUAGUUAUUCAUUUCUUCAGUAUUUUUCCUGUUGAUUCCUAUUGUUAUUUUCCAUUGGUGCUCCUGAAUAUUUGUUCGUGUAGUUUUCUUUAGUGUGUAAUUAUUGUUGGACUCAACCUUGAAUGUCCUCCUCUCCAUUUCAUGAUUGAAAGUUUAAGCCCAUGUUAAACAUUCAAAAUUUUGGGGCUUUCAGCCUCAAAACUAUUUAUUUUUAGUAAAAUGUGUGAUCAAAGAUUCUAA